AUGUCAGUUGUAGUCACUCAUAUUCCACGUUUUCACUCCCGUGAUGGGUAUACUGGUCCUAAAUAUCCUCCCGAGGGCACCUGUUCAGCGGUUCUUUUGGAGAGAAAGUUUGUUGCUUCCCAUGGACCGCCGCCACGCAUUGAUGCUGCUCGCCUAGCUCGAACAAUAACCGUUCAGAGGGGAUCUCAACGAGACGUUAACAUCUGUGUCUUUCGUGACCGUCUUCUGCUUAAAGUCACAGGCAGGGGCCCAGAUUUGCCUGAAAUAUUCUUCGAUGAUAUAGUACAAAUUGAACUGCUCUCAAGCAAACGUAAUAUUCUCUUCAUCCUCUGCGGACGACGUGGAGUUGGAUGCUACUACUUCUUCAAGAUUACUGACUACGGUAUGGCGGAGAGGAUCAAGGAGCUGGCUGAUCAUGUUAAUCCCAACCUUAUGCAUGGUCAGCAGGACUAUGGGGCCCCGAUGCAUAACUUCCAUCAUUACAGAAUGCAAGAGAGACAACCCUUGAACGUCUACGCCUAUGACAAUCAACGGAUAGAUCGUGACUACAGCGCACCUCCCUCUGUCUCUAGCAAAGGCAGUAAUACGGCUUCCGUCGUCUCUUUACAGCGCCAAAACUCUUUCAUUGGCUGGGAAGGGUAUAGGGGGAAUCAAGACGCUCGCCGUGGUCGUUUUUUUCAGAGUAAACAGUCGUCGAUUAACCCCUACCGAAGUUCCUCACGAUCUAGAUCACCUAGUCCACGAGAGAGCAAUAAGACACUAUACAUUAAAGCUCAGGGAGGCGCAAGUCGAAGAAAGGCGGGUUCGAUUAGACGGAAGCGUCAACCCUUACUGGGUACGGAGGAUAAUCGACCUCACUCAAAGCCUGUUAGUCGACCAGGCAAUCGCAACGAUAAACGCAAACAUGGUCCACGAUCUGCGAUUGCUCCACGAAAAUAUAAGCCUUCUGAACGUCCUAAACCACGAACAUUCAUUCUAGACAGUAGAACUGGACGGAGUUACAGAGCAGCUACCACCGCGAGACGAGGCUAUGAUACUGAGACUAAGUCUGACUCGUCAGAAUCUACAUACGACCUUGCCGACAAAGUGCAGAUUGGCCGACACCCUUAUCCGCAUGAGCCUCGGCUCAGAAAUGUGGAUUACCAAGUUAAAGAAAUAGAUGAUUACGACUGGGAGAGUUUGGAUAGUUGGGAUCUUGAGGAGGGUAAGGCGUUUCGACCGUUUGAGGGUGAAACUUUCAAUGCACCCCGUACUCAAGGCAGGCAUCCUAGAAAUGAGGACUUCACUAAUGGUGAGGAGUCAAAUUCCUCUGUCGACUCACUCUACCUGGAGCGUGAUAUGGAGCAAGGGACAAAUUUUUACCAACAUAAUGUCAACUAUCUACCCGAGUUGGAGAAGAAAUUCCAUCAGUUCAAUCUCAAGUAG
Echinococcus granulosus is the source of this 1425-nucleotide messenger RNA. RefSeq lists its product as hypothetical. Bases 1 to 1425 code for a protein of 474 amino acids. The transcript has a single exon. NCBI's taxonomy places the organism in Eukaryota, Metazoa, Platyhelminthes, Cestoda, Cyclophyllidea, Taeniidae. The record is from RefSeq and is a predicted model, not a curated record.